AUGGAGGUGGAAACGGGGAAGGGAGACAAGAAGAGAAGCCCUUUCUCCUCUUUCUGGACCAUCUUCAUGCAUGCAGAUGCUACGGACAUGUUGCUGAUGACUGUGGGGUUCGUCGGCGCCGCCGGGAGCGGCUUCACGACGCCCUUCAUUCUCCUCGUCACCACCAGCAUCAUGAACAACCUCGGCGCCGGCCCCUCCACCUCCACUCAUUUCAUCGACAACGUUAACAAAAACUCCCUCGACUUUGUGUACCUGUCGCUGUUGGUCUUCGUGACGUGUUUCUUAGAAGGAUACUGUUGGACGAGGACAGGGGACCGACAGGCCAUGCGUAUGCGAACGCGAUACCUGAAGGCGAUCCUGAGGCAGGACGUGGAGUACUUCGACCUCAACGUCACCUCCAUGUCCGAGGUCAUCACCAGCGUCUCCAGCGACAGCUUCAUCAUCCAAGACGUCCUCGGCGAGAAGGUGCCCAACUUCGUGAAGAACGUAGCGUUGUUCGUCGGCAGCUACUCGAUCGGGUUCGUCGUGAUGUGGAGGCUCGCGCUGGUUGCCUUCCCCACUUUCUUGCUUCUCGUCAUACCUGGCAUCAUGUAUGGUAGGAUAUUCAUGGACCUGGCGAAGAAUAUCCGUGAUGAGUACGAGAAGGCCGGCGCCAUCGCGGAGCAGGCGGUCUCCUCCGUGCGCACCGCCUACUCUUCCGUCGCCGAGCUGCGCACCAUGAGCAUGUUCUCGAACGCGCUCGAGGAUUCCGUGAAGCUCGGCCUGCGUCAGGGGCUGGCCAAGGGCGUCGCCGUCGGGAGCAACGCCGUCACCUUCGCCAUCUGGGCCUUCAUAACUUGGUACGGCAGCCGGGUUGCCAUGCACCACGGUGUCAAGGGUGGCCAUAUCUUCGCUGUUGGCACUGCAAUCGUCAGAGGAGGCCUGGCAUUCGGAUCUGGGCUCUCCAACAUCAAGUACUUCUCAGAGGCGAGCUCGGCCGGAGAGAGGAUUCUGAAAGUGAUGAAAAGAAUACCGAGAAUUGAUUCAGACAGCACAGAGGGCAUAGUAAUGGAGAAGAUCUCCGGCGAUGUGGAGUUCAGAUCGGUGGAAUUUGUUUACCCUUCACGUCCCGAUAGCAUCAUACUGAAUGACUUCAACCUGAAGGUUGCGGCAGGAACUACGGUAGCUUUGGUUGGUGUCAGUGGAUCGGGGAAGUCAACAGUCAUCGCACUGAUGGAGAGAUUCUACGAUCCACGACGGGGUGAGGUUUUGCUUGAUGGAAUUGACAUAAGGAGCCUUAGACUCAAAUGGUUGAGGUCACAGAUAGGAUUGGUAAGCCAAGAGCCAACCUUGUUUGCCACCUCCAUAAAGGAGAACAUAUUGUUUGGCAAGGAAGAAGCAACCAUGGAAGAGGUGGUGGCAGCUGCCAAGGCCUCUAAUGCCCACAACUUCAUCUCUCAGCUGCCCCAGGGAUAUGACACGAAGGUAGGAGAAAGAGGCAUUCAGAUGUCAGGAGGUCAGAAGCAGCGGAUAGCGAUCGCAAGGGCUGUGCUGAAGUCGCCAAAGAUUCUGCUUCUUGACGAAGCCACAAGUGCAUUGGACUCGGAGUCGGAGCGGAUCGUCCAAGAAGCACUCGACCUGGCGUCGGUUGGCCGGACCACCAUCGUCGUAGCCCACCGCUUGUCCACGAUCCGGAACGCCGACGCGAUCGCUGUGGUGCAGGCCGGCCGAGUCAUGGAGCUCGGCUCCCACGACGACCUCAUUCGCGAUGAAGACGGACUCUAUUCAUCCCUCGUUCGCCUCCAGCAGACGACGAGAGCAACAGUGGGCGAGGACUCCAGCUCAUCGUCGGUAGCACCGGUAGCCUCCUCUCUGCUCUGUGACCGCAAGAGCCGUAGCUUCUCAGUUUGCAGCAGAUCCAACUCUGCUACCUCUUCAAGGCACCAAGAAGCGCACGAUGAGCUCGAGGCGAUUGCUCGCCCGGUUCCUUCCCUGCGGAGGCUGCUGCUGCUGAACGCACCAGAGUGGCGGCAGGCGGUGAUGGGGAGCCUGGGCGCGGUGGCUUUCGGCGCCGUGCAGCCGCUGUACUCCUUCGUGAUGGGGAGCAUGAUAUCCAUGUUCUUUCUAACGGAUCAUGAGCAGAUCAAAUCGAACACGACGACGUACUGCCUCGUCUUCGUCGCCCUGUCGGUCCUCUCCUUCUUGGUCAACAUUCUGCUGCACUACAACUUCGGGGCCAUGGGGGAGUAUCUGACGAAGCGGGUGAGAGAGAGGAUGCUCUCCAAGAUCCUCACUUUCGAGGUCGGGUGGUUCGAUCGGGACGAGAACUGCACCGGCGCCGUUUGCUCUCGGCUCGCCAACGAUGCCAAUGUGGUGAGGAUGUUGGUGGGUGAUCGGAUGUCAUUGAUCAUUCAGACAGUCUCCGCUGUCACCAUCGCAUGGACGAUGGGCCUUGCCAUCGCAUGGAAGCUGGGCCUCGUCUUGAUCGCCAUCCAACCCCUGAUAAUAGUCUGCUACUACUGCCGCAAGGUCAUCCUUCAGAGCAUGUCCAAGAAGGCCAGGGCGUCCCAGUCCGAGAGCAGCAAGGUUGCGACCGAGGCCGUCGCAAACGUGCGAACCAUCACUGCCUUCUCGUCGCAGGACCGGAUCAUCCACCUGUUCGAGAGAACCCAAGACAGGCCGCGGCAGAAAAGCGUUUGGCAGUCGUGCGUGGCCGGCAUCGUCCUCGGCCUCUCCGAGGCUCUCAUGAGGUGCAGCUGGUCCCUGGCCUUUUGGUACGGCGGCAGGCUGAUGUUUCAUGGCCACAUCACCGCCAAGGCUCUGUUUCAGAACGUGCUGAUCCUAAUAAGCACAGGCCGCGUCAUCGCCGAGGGCGGAAGCAUGACUUCCGACCUCGCCAAGGGAGCAGAUGGAGUCAGCUCGGUGUUCGCAGUGCUGGAUCGGUGUACCCACAUCGAUCCCGAGGACGACAGAGGUUAUCGCCCGAAGAAGCUAGCCGGCGAAAUCGACAUCAAUGGGGUUGACUUCGCAUACCCGUCGCGGCCAGACGUGUUCAUUUUUAGAGACUUCUCCCUCGCCGUCGAGGCGGGUAAGACGACGGCAUUGGUGGGCCAAAGCGGCUCCGGGAAAUCAACCGUCAUCGGGCUCAUCGAGCGCUUCUACGAUCCGCUUAAGGGGGAAGUGAGGAUCGACGGCAGGGACGUGAAGUCGUAUCACUUGCGGUCACUGAGGAAGCACAUCGGGUUGGUGGGACAAGAGCCGACUCUGUUCGCCGGCACCGUGCGCGACAACAUAGCCUACGGCACGGAGGGGGCGACGGAGGGCGAGAUCGAGGAGGCAGCGAGGACGGCCGACGCCCACGACUUCAUCAGCUGCCUCAAGGACGGCUACGACACGUGUUGCGGCGACAGGGGAGCGCAGCUCUCCGGGGGCCAGAAGCAGCGGAUCGCGAUCGCGAGGGCGGUAUUGAAGAACCCGGCGGUGCUGCUGCUGGACGAGGCGACGAGCGCGCUGGAUAGCCAGUCGGAGAAGGUGGUGCAGGCGGCGCUAGAGAGGGUGAUGGUGGGGAGGACGUGCGUGGUGGUGGCGCACCGGCUGAGCACCGUGCGCAGCUGCCACCUCAUUGCUGUGCUGGAGAAGGGAUCGGUGGUGGAGAAAGGGACCCAUGAAUCACUUCUGGCCAAGGGGCCCGCAGGAUCUUACUAUGGUUUGGUCAGCCUCCAGUCUCACUGAGCUCGGACACCCAACGUGACUUGUUGGUUGCCUAGACUUAUCAUCCGGAAAGUUUCACCGUCUUCCACCAUUUAUUUUUAGAUUUAAAUUUCGAAACCAAAUUUUAGUAAAUCUCAUGUGUUGUCAUG
Messenger RNA from Musa acuminata subsp. malaccensis (wild Malaysian banana), 3839 nucleotides. RefSeq names its product putative multidrug resistance protein. The record is from RefSeq and is a predicted model, not a curated record. Gene Ontology annotation, biological process: transmembrane transport. Gene Ontology annotation, molecular function: ATP binding; ATP hydrolysis activity; ABC-type transporter activity. Lineage: Eukaryota; Viridiplantae; Streptophyta; Magnoliopsida; Zingiberales; Musaceae. Gene Ontology annotation, cellular component: plasma membrane.